UGGAGAUUUUUGCAUUCGUCAUAAGUACACUUAUCACUUUGGAUUGCAUAAAACAGACUUCAUUAGAUAGGUGACAUCCGAUUUAAAUUAAAAUAUAAGAGGGAAAAUUAACACAUUUAAUUCUAUAAUGGUAAAGUAGCAAAGAUACAAUAUGAAUAAAGAGAAUCGUAAAAGGAUUACUCAAAACUUGACAUAUCUGAAAGAAAGAAUGCUAGAUUUAGAUCCUCUUUUGGAUUAUCUUAUUGAACGAGACGUGUUUCAGUUAGAACAUCGUUCCAGGAUUGAUGCUGCAACUCCACCUACUCCUCAGAGAAAGUUUAAUGAAUUCAUUCAACUGUUACUAUCAUCUUCGCAUCCUGCAGCAUACAAUGCCUUUCUUGAAGCACUUCAAAAUGAACGACAGUUUUAUGUGGUGGAGAGACUUCAAAAUACAGUGGUAAAGCUAGAUGCUGGUCCAAUGAGAGCAAAAACUCCCCACAAGAGGCAGCCUGUUCAAGCGAUAAGUCAUUCUGACGAGCCAGCACUUGCCAGUGGAUAUACACAUAUUGACCAAGUUGCUUCUAUUAUGUCAAAAGUCCUAUCAGAAUUUAGUGGAAAGUUAACCGAGGAACUAGUCACCAAUUUUGAAAAAAGAAGAGAAGAUGACAUUCGAGAGAUGGAAGAAAAUAUAGAUGCCAAACUGGGGAAAUUCAGCGAACAAUGGGAACAAGAGAAGAAACAAAUGCUAUUGCAGAAUGACAGUGCCAUAAAAUCUCUGCAAGAUAGUAUCGAAAGUCUACAACGAAAACAAAAUGAAUGUGAAAAACUCAAAUUGAAAUAUGAUCAACUGAAACAACACCAGAAGGAUUUGAGAGAAAAGGAAAACGAACGUUGGCAAAAACUGACACAAUCAAACUUGGAAAAUUCCCAACUAAAAGCCGAAAAUACUAUGUUAAAGGAAGAAGUUGAUCGAUUGAAAGAUAAAGUAGAAGAACUUCAAGAUGAAGUAUCAACUGUCAGAAAAGGAAAACUGAAUUCAGAUAUGGAGGCUAAACAUUUGUUGACAGAAAACAGGAAUCUUAAAACAGAACUAGACGAAAAAGAAAAAGAACGUGAUGAUUUGAAACGAGAUAUCGAGAAUGCUUAUGAAAGAAUUCAUGAGAUUAUACGCGUUCAGAAAGAAAAAUCCACAACCGAGGAUACUACUUAUAAAACAGUUCUGGAUAAACAGAACCAAAAAUUGUCCGAAAUAUACGACGCUGUCAAUGCGUUAUCUGCUAGAGAUAGGUUGAAUCAGAUAAAAUCAUCCGGAGCCCCACGGACAUUAUACAUUGGCGGGAAUGCCAUCCAGAGGUCAAACAGAUCUAACAAAUCAUAAUUUGAAAAUUUAUUUCACGAAGAGAUCAAUAAUUAGGAAAAAUAAUAACUUGACAAUAUUUUGAUGUGUUUAAAGCGUUACUAAUGUGUUCUUGUUUAAUAGGAAAGAAACACAUACAUUGUUGUAAAAUUCUAAUAAAAUGGGAGAGUUAAUCUGUUUAAAAUCACCUGGUAUAAAGGUUUGGUGACUUAUUUCAGUAUAACUUACGAUCAAUUUUUGUCA
Messenger RNA from Mytilus californianus (California mussel), 1579 nucleotides. RefSeq names its product filamin-A-interacting protein 1-like. Gene Ontology annotation, biological process: regulation of apoptotic process. NCBI's taxonomy places the organism in Eukaryota, Metazoa, Mollusca, Bivalvia, Mytilida, Mytilidae. The transcript is spliced from 3 exons. The coding region runs from base 152 to 1357 and encodes 401 amino acids. The record is from RefSeq and is a predicted model, not a curated record.